This is a messenger RNA of Brachypodium distachyon (stiff brome), 1044 nucleotides long. RefSeq lists its product as uncharacterized. The record is from RefSeq and is a predicted model, not a curated record. The transcript is spliced from 3 exons. NCBI's taxonomy places the organism in Eukaryota, Viridiplantae, Streptophyta, Magnoliopsida, Poales, Poaceae. Bases 1 to 1044 code for a protein of 347 amino acids.
AUGGUUUCUCAAAGCUCGUGUGGUUCUGUUGCAAAGCGUUUACAUGAUGUAAUACGGGAACAUAUAAGUGCUCCGAAGAAAAUUAUCAUUGAGGGUACUGGUUUUGGGGAUUGCUUGAGGAUUUCAGCCGUCACUAUACCCAAUGAGUUGACUGAAUGGAUUGUCAUGAACAUUGAUCACAAGCUGCGUGAGUUCAGGGUUUGCAACAAGUCAAUUGUCUUCACUAGAGAUAUGGUCAAAAAGGUGUUCAACGUCCCAUCUGGUGUUAGGCCUGUGGAGUUGCUAAAAAGGGGUCACUCAAAACUUUGCAAGAUAUACAGUGUUGCUGGUAGGGCACCCAUAGCUCGUGCUAUUGAAAUCCUGAAGAGCGCUCCAGAUGAAGAUGAUAUUAUAGUUAGCAGGACCUUUGUUCUUCUUGCUUUGGCUACUGUACUUUGUCCAAGCACUAGGGACACGCUUAUUCUAGAGUACCUAGCAAGUCUAACUAAUAUGGCUGAUGUUCAGGAGUUUGCCUGGGAUGAACACAUAUUGGAAACUGUUAUGGACAAGGUCGGCAAGUUUCAGGAGAAAAGGCGAUUGAAAUCGCAACAGGAUAUGUCAUUUGACAAUUUUUGGAUUGGAUCAUGCUUCCCAAUGCUAGCGAUCAUCUAUAUGGAUCAUUUGGAUUUUCCACCUCCACACCCUGGUGACUAUAACAUCAAUUACUCAUUGCCGAGAGCAUGCUUUGUGUCCACCAUCGACUUCAACUUCGUUGUUUCAGUGGACGCGAACAUGUUUGUUUCGAACAAGAAAGUGUUUGGAAAAAAGACCCCUGUUGUUCAACCUCCUGUUCCAAUUAAAGCACCAUCUGCUACUGGUCAAGGUGAUGUCAUUGCCGUUGUUGCAGCCCCUUCUCCUUUCCAUAUUGCCGAUGUUGGUUCUUCUCAAGCAGUUGCACAUGAUGUUGGACAGGCUCAACAUCAUGCUUCUCAAGUCACUUCUGAAAAUGAAACCAAUCAAGAUGUUGUAUUACAAACUCCAACAUCGCUUGAUGAUUUGCUUUGA